UCUGCAGGAAGGAAAGGUGCAAUAACAUAAGGACAUGUAAAACAAGACAUUGUAAUCCAUAAUCACACUGAUAAAAACCUCCCCUCCCCCAAUAUAGAUCAGGAAAAGAUAAACGUGGUACAAAAUGCGGCUUUCUAGGUGCAGAGAUCGCACCCAGGAGCAUGUGCUGCUGUUAGGACCACAGGACACGUAGUACAUGGACAGGAGACCCCCCCCAGUGCUAGCCCAGCCUUUACACUACUCGGAAAAGACCCCCUCAUCAUGGCCCUCCACCACUGCGCCUGCGCUAUCUGCGUCCCGGCACCGCCUUACAUCAGUAUCCCUCCGCCGGCUGCUUCUUUUCGUAAAUUAAAAUUCGGCCCUCACCACUGCGCGGUUUAUAAUAACGUCACCUUUCAGCUGUCUAAAAAAACAACACGUUUAAUAAACCGGCCAAACGCCAUAACAGUGACCCAGUUCAUUGCAAUAUAGCGAAGCUGCAUCCACGACGUGAGUGGAGGUGAUGCGGCCCUAUAGAGAUCACUGUACACAUCCGCGCACAACGCGGGGGACUUUUCUUCGGGGAUUUUCGGCGCCGAUGAGAUUGCAUUUGAAGUAAACCGGGUCGGUUGAGUGAGAAGCCCCUCAGCCGGAAGUUCAGCAGCCAGGAGCGGGGUGGGCGGCACAGCCACGGUGAGCACGUGCUGGCACAUAUGAACAUGGGACCAACACAGAUGCCUUCAGCUGCCAAGAUGUCCCUGGUAGAUUUGGGGAAGAAACUUUUAGAGGCUGCUCGAGCUGGUCAAGAUGAUGAAGUCCGUAUUUUAAUGGCAAAUGGAGCACCUUUUACUACAGAUUGGCUUGGGACAUCUCCACUCCAUCUAGCUGCCCAGUAUGGCCAUUAUUCCACAACUGAAGUGCUGCUUAGAGCAGGAGUGAGUAGAGAUGCACGUACAAAAGUUGACAGAACCCCUUUGCACAUGGCUGCUUCAGAAGGACAUGCAAACAUAGUAGAGGUGUUACUCAAGCAUGGUGCUGACAUUAAUGCCAAAGAUAUGUUGAAAAUGACUGCUCUCCACUGGGCGACAGAGCACAAUCAUCAAGAAGUAGUGGAACUGCUAAUAAAGUAUGGGGCAGAUGUACAUAGUCAAAGCAAGUUCUGUAAAACUGCAUUUGAUAUCUCUGUGGAUAAUGGAAAUGAAGAUCUUGCAGAAAUCCUCCAGAUUGCAAUGCAGAACCAAAUUAAUACUAAUCCUGAAAGCCCAGACACUGUAACAAUACAUACAGCAACGCCACAAUUUUUCAUUGGACCGGGGGGAGUAGUCAAUUUAACAGAUGAUAAUGGGAUUUCCUCUACGGUGCAGUUUGGCAAUUCAUCAACCUCUGUCUUGGCUACAUUAGCAGCACUAGCUGAAGCUUCUGCGCCAUUGUCCAAUUCAUCGGAUACACCAGUGGUGGCUACGGAAGAGGUUGUAACUGCUGAGUCCGUUGAUGGCGCAAUUCAACAAGUUGUUAGUUCUGGUGGGCAGCAAGUCAUCACAAUAGUGACAGAUGGCAUCCAUCUUGGUAAUCUUCAAUCAUCAAGUGGCAUGGGUCAACCAAUUAUUGUCACAAUGCCAGAUGGUCAACAAGUAUUGACGGUCCCUGCAACUGAUAUUGCAGAAGAAACUGUAAUCAGUGAAGAGCCCCCGUCUAAAAGACAGUGCUAUGAGAUCAUUGAAAAUCGUGUGGACUCUGCUGAGAUCGAGAUUCCAGAAACUUCUGGGUCAGAAAUCUAUAUUGUGAAUACUCAAGAGUUCUCUCAGGAAAGAGAAUCCCUUCAGAAGCAACUAGAUGAGGCCAACAGAGAAGCUCAUAAAUACCGCCAGCAGCUGUUCAAAAAAGAACAGGAGGCAGAGGCCUACAGACAGAAGCUAGAAGCCAUGACCAGGCUGCAGACUAAUAAGGAGGUGGUGUAACAGCUAGUGGACAUAUGGGUUUUCAUAUUUUCAUUCACAAGACGCCCCAAUCUUUUCUGUGUGCUUUUGUGUGCCACAAGUGGGACACGGAUAUCGUGAGAACAGAUCUCCAGCAAGAACACUUAUCCUAAUAGUGCUGGUCUUAAUAAGGUCAACCCUUGUGAAAAGUAUUUAAAAAAUACUGUAAAUAGUUUUUUUGUUUUGUUUUAUUACAAUUAGCAUAUUUGUUGAUUCUGGCUUUUGAAAGCUGCAGAGAAUACCAUGUCAAAGCUUUGACAGCAUUCUGCGUGUAAGAGGGCAGCGACGUACCUCUCUCUCCAUUGUGCACCUUCCGCAAAAAUGGGCAAACGCCUCAAAUCUGCAGUGCUUUCUUUAAACAGAUCAACGUGGCCUUUGAGCUUACCAUUUCCUAGUGGAAAUCUUUGUACAGCUUUUCAUUUGUGUCUCCUAUUAUUUGAACCUUUAUUUCUUUUUCUACUAAGCAAAAAUUUUAUAUGUUUAACUUCUGAAACAUCCAGGUAGAUUUACAUGUAUAUGAAGCUAAUAUUUUUUGAGAAGAAACUUUUGUACAUAUGAUGCAUGCAUUUUUUCUAUUUCUGCACAUAUCGGGCUGUGCUAUCUCUCAUGAACAGGCAUUUAUCUUUAUAUAUGGAAUGGUCCUUUUCUAUACACUGAUAAUUGGCUUGUUACAUCUACCAUAGUCCACCAGACUCAAAUUUGGGGAACCUAGCGGGCUACAAAGCGUAAAAUGGCUUCCAUCGAAAAGCUUUUAUUAACACGUACAGAUCAAUGCAUCUGGAGAAGAAGAUAAUGAGAUCUUCAGAUCCUUAAUUGCUAUUUCGUAAGGCAGACGUGUCAAGGAAUUAUUGAAAUGGUGGCUUAACUAUCCUUAUUUGAGGAACAGUUCGUUUAGUCUUCAUGUUUACCUAAAACAGGGCAGGUAUGGUUUAGAGUUCUGCUAGGCUUUGGGAUAUGGAAAGCAUAAAUUACAUUUAACCUUUUUUUUAUAUUCAUUCAGUAAGUUUAUGUUAUCCUUCUGGCACAUUGUUUCUAUGCACAAAUUACGAACUAAAUAUUUUUUUUUUAAUCAAUCACAUAGAUGUUCUGACUUUAUUCCAAGAAAACAAAAGGAAUGAUAAGUAAAAUAUUCCUGUUAUUACACAGAACUGUCAUUGUACAAUGUAAUUAUGUUAUCAUUUUGUUAAAAUUAAAUAUGCAAUUGUUUCCUUUUUUCAUGAAAAUAAUGUGACAGAGUAUUAAGUACAAAACAAUCAAAAUAUAUGAGGGUAUUAUUUUUACAUGUGGCUAUCUCUUAUUGCAGUUAGCUAUCUGAUGGAAUGAUGGAUACCAGAUUUAUAUCAUAUUUCACAAUACGAAUAACCCAUAUUUAUUGGGUUGAGGAAUUAAAAUCUAAAAUAAAAGUGGAGUAACUUUGGAUAUACUA
Bufo bufo (common toad) is the source of this 3381-nucleotide messenger RNA. It is a transcript of the gene GABPB1, whose product is annotated as GA binding protein transcription factor subunit beta 1. The transcript has 11 exons. NCBI's taxonomy places the organism in Eukaryota, Metazoa, Chordata, Amphibia, Anura, Bufonidae. Gene Ontology annotation, molecular function: transcription cis-regulatory region binding; protein binding. The record is from RefSeq and is a predicted model, not a curated record. Gene Ontology annotation, cellular component: nucleus. The coding region runs from base 693 to 1937 and encodes 414 amino acids. Gene Ontology annotation, biological process: positive regulation of transcription by RNA polymerase II.